Siniperca chuatsi (mandarin fish) is the source of this 1166-nucleotide messenger RNA. RefSeq names its product dCTP pyrophosphatase 1 (gene dctpp1). The record is from RefSeq and is a predicted model, not a curated record. Gene Ontology annotation, molecular function: nucleoside triphosphate diphosphatase activity. NCBI's taxonomy places the organism in Eukaryota, Metazoa, Chordata, Actinopteri, Centrarchiformes, Sinipercidae. The transcript has a single exon. Gene Ontology annotation, biological process: nucleoside triphosphate catabolic process. The coding region runs from base 1 to 555 and encodes 184 amino acids.
AUGAUGGCUACAAACGGAAAGGAAGCAUGUGGAAUAAAGGGUGACGGGCCAUCGGUGUCUUCAAAUGGCAGCAACGACGUUUUUGCUAACAAGUCACACUCUCCUGUGGUAAACGGAGCAGCAACCGGGACAUCGCCUCACUCCAAGUUGCAGAACGGAGGAGCCGGGAGGUCGGAGGGGUUCUCCUUCAGCCCCAAACCCACCAUUGAGGACAUCAGGCGGAUGCAGGCGGAGUUCACGGACGAGCGGGACUGGAAUCAGUUCCACCAGCCCCGCAACCUGCUGCUGGCUAUGGUUGGAGAGGUGGGCGAGGUGGCAGAGCUCUUCCAGUGGCGGGGGGAGGUGGCCGAGGGCUUGCCGGACUGGACCGAGUCCGAGCGAGAGCACCUGGCACACGAACUCAGCGACGUGUUGAUCUACCUGGUGGAGCUCGCCGAGAAGUGUCGCGUCGACCUUCCCCAAGCGGUGCUUCGAAAAAUGGCCCUAAACCGAUUGAAAUACCCCGCCAGCAAGGUGCACGGAUCGGCCAAAAAGUACACUGAAUACAAGGACUGAGUUUGCGUGUUGAGAGGCACUGACUGCAGGAGCUGCUGUUUAACUAGGGCCUACUUCUGAUAAUUUUAUGCUUUGGUUCUAAAGGCUUUUUUCUGAGUUGACUUGACUAUAUGACUGCUCUUUACUUUUGUGUAUUUUCUGUAAUACACAUUUGUUUGUCUAUCCUGUCAUAUGCAAAGUCACAUUUAGUAGGAAAGGCACUUGAGGAAUACUUUAUGUUGGCUUUUAUUGAGGUUAACUUUCAAAUCCUGUUUUUAGUCUGAUCAUUGAUGUGCCUGAGUGAAUUUGAGGCAAUGCAGAACAUAUUUUUGUUAAGCUGUGCCUUAAGCAAGUAUUUAGUGGAAUUUAUUUCUCACUGCACAUUUUAGAAGUUAUGGUUUGGCUCCAGUUUAGGAGUGUGACGGAGUGGAUUAGAGAGUUGGAGUUGAAACAGAUUAUUAUUAUUAUUGCCCUGACCAUCCCUGACAGAAGAGUAGUUGUGAAUUGAUUGUGUGUUAUCAUGUUUUUGAUUUAUCCUCAUUUCCCAUCGGGGUUGGAUCAACUCAUCUUCUGUUUUGUUCACAUCACAACUGUCACAUUUUUUUCCUGAAGUAAAAGUUGCUUUAAUUCUG